Messenger RNA from Medicago truncatula (barrel medic), 1554 nucleotides. Its product is annotated as squamosa promoter-binding-like protein 2. The transcript is spliced from 4 exons. Gene Ontology annotation, cellular component: nucleus. The record is from RefSeq and is a predicted model, not a curated record. The coding region runs from base 149 to 1201 and encodes 350 amino acids. Gene Ontology annotation, molecular function: DNA binding. NCBI's taxonomy places the organism in Eukaryota, Viridiplantae, Streptophyta, Magnoliopsida, Fabales, Fabaceae.
AAACGCAUACUCAUUUCUGACUUGUUAAAAUGUCUAUAAAACCUUGUUAUACUUUUCCUUGUUUCUAGAAAAGCAACAACAUUAGCAUUGAUAAUCUCAUUUGGUUUAUACUUUGCAGAUUAGAUUACCUAAUUUCUAAGCUUUUCUGAUGGACUUGAAUGCAAUAUCUCCCUCUUCCCAGUGGGACUGGGAGCACCAAUCAUUCUUCAAUGCAAAAGCAACUGAAUAUCCAAAAUUACAACCACCAAGCUGGAGUAUCGAACAAGACCGAGAAAUCAAUGUCGGGUUGUUCGAUACACCCGGUGGAAGUGGUAUUUUUGGCUCUGCAUCAAGGAGUUCAAAAUCAGCUUCAAAUAGUUCAUCGUUAAAUAGGAAUAAUAGCAAAACAUGUAUAUUUGCUUGUGGAAAUUCUCAUACACCAGAGCUUUCUUCUGUCUCUGGUGAACCAUUGCUCACUCUACUCGGAAAACGAGUGUACAUUGAGGAUGUAUGUCCGAAAAGUGAUUCCAAAAACCUAUCUUUUUCAAGGGAUCUUGCGUCAUCUUUAAGUAUUGGAAAGAAAUGUAAGUUCAAUAGUCAGAACUUGCAAUUUCCGCGAUGCCAGGUUGAAGGUUGUGGCCUUGACCUUUCAUCAGCAAAAGAUUAUCAUCGGAAACGAAGAGUUUGUGAAAGUCAUUCCAAAUCUCCUAUGGUGGUUAUAGAUGGUAUGGUACGUCGAUUUUGCCAGCAAUGUGGCAGGUUCCACAAUCUGGCUGAGUUCGAUGAAAAGAAAAGAAGCUGCAGAGAACAACUUUCACGUCACAAUGCAAGGCGACGUAAGCAUCAGCCUGAAGCACUCCAAUCAAGUCAAUCAGUUUUGUCUUCACGCUGUGAUGGAAAGCAACAGAUGAGUCCAUUUGCUAAUUCAAAGACUGCUACAAAUUUAGCCUGGCAAAACAUGCAGAACAGCAAGCUCCCCCAAGCAAAAGAUUUUCUCUUGAAGCCUGCAAAAGACAACGCUAACACACAAGGUGUAGAAGAUUUCAUUACCGUUUCUGAUACAAAUGAUGAACAAGACUUUAUUUGUGCUCUCUCUCUUCUGUCAACCAAUCCAUGGGAUUCAUAUGCGACUAAAUCCAUGUCUCUAGAACAUUCUAAUCGUCCAACCAGUGCUGUUCAAGCUGUAACUCAUCCAAUGAGUCAGCGCAUGCCUCUUGCUUGAUCAGAAUCAUGGUCAACAUGUCAAUUCCUGCAUGUGAAUGGCAGACUGUGAAGAAUUUCAACUGUUCAGAGAACCUUAUUUGUCUAGUUUUCACUAUUUGGAUUAAUAUGAAUGUUCUUACUCUAAAUAGUUUCAACCUAAUAAAUUUAUAGGCAAGCUAGAUUCCAUCUCAUGAUUUCUUAUUUAUAGGACCUAAAUUUUUGUUGUAAUGACUAUGUUUAUUAUCUCACUUAACUGCAUUUUCAAAAAAGGUGAGCUUAAUCUGAUCAUACUAAAAGUCAUUUUAUUUGUCAUAUGUCAAAGUGCAGUGGUAAUUUUGAACAUUGUAGAGCCCGUUUGGGAAUUAUUUUCAU